AUGGCAGGCUUUGCCCACUCGCCACUGUCAGCUCCCUUGCCGGUGGUGACCUGGCCAGGCAGUGCCGUGAGGAGACGGGGGCCAAAGCCGGGGGUGACAAGGCCUGGCCGGCAGCGAGGCCCUCGGCGUCCGGGCGGCGCGGGACGCCUGCUGCCUGCCCAGAGCGCAAGCAUCGAGUGCCCGGACUGCGGGCAGCGCCACGAGCAGCGGCAGCUGCUGGCCGUGGAGGAGGUGACCGACCCCGACCUGGUGCUGCACAACCUGCUGCGAAACGCGCUGCUGGGCGUCAGCGGCGCCGGCCCUCCCCGCAGGAACACCGAGCUCGUCAAAGUCAUGGGCCUCUCCAACUACCACUGCAAGCUCCUGGCCCCCAUCCUGGCCCGCUACGGUAUGGAUAAGCAAACCGGCAAAGCCAAGCUCCUCACGGAGAUGAACCAGGGAGACAUCUUUGACUGCUCCCUCUUGGGUGACCGCGCCUUCCUCAUCGAGCCGGAGCACGUUGAAACCAUCGGUUACGGAAAGGACCGCUCUGGCAGCCUCAUCUACCUGCACGACACCCUGGAAGAUAUCAAGAAGGCCAACAACAGUCAGGAGUGUCUCAUUCCUGUUCACGUGGAUGGAGAUGGCCACUGCCUCGUCCAUGCAGUCUCGCGGGCACUUGUUGGCAGAGAACUGUUCUGGCAUGCUCUGCGAGAGAAUUUAAAGAAGCAUUUUGAGGAGAACCUGAGUCACUACAAGGCGCUUUUCCAUGAUUUUAUUGAUGCAGCGGAGUGGGAGGACAUUAUCAACGAAUGUGACCCUUUGUUUGUUCCUCCAGAAGGUGUGCCAAUGGGCCUUAGGAAUAUUCACAUCUUUGGUCUGGCCAACGUGCUUCACCGGCCUAUCAUCCUGUUAGACUCAUUAAGUGGAAUGCGAAGCUCUGGAGAUUAUUCAGCGACGUUCCUCCCUGGUCUGGUACCCCUAGAAAAAUGCAUGGGAAAAGAUGGCAUGUUGAACAAGCCAAUAUGCAUUGCAUGGAGUAGCUCAGGACGUAACCAUUAUAUUCCUCUAGUUGGAAUAAAAGGUGCUGCUUUACCUAAACUGCCUAGGAAGCUACUUCCUAAAGCCUGGGGAGUUCCUCAAGACCUCAUCAAAAAGUACAUCAAGUUAGAGGAGGAUGGUGGUUGUGUUAUUGGAGGAGACAGAAGUUUGCAAGAUAAGUACUUGAUGAGGCUCGUUGCUGCAAUGGAGGAGGUUUUCAUGAGUAAACACGGUAUCCAUCCCAGUCUUGUAGCUGACGUACAUCAGUAUUUCUACAGAAGGACUGGUGUAAUAGGAGUCCAGCCUGAAGAAGUCACUGCAGCUGCCAAAAAAGCAGUGAUGGACAACCGCCUUCACAGGUGCCUCAUCUGCGGCGCCCUUUCCGAGCAUCAUGUUCCUCCAGAGUGGCUGGCUCCUGGGGGGAAACUCUAUAACCUGGCAAAAAGUACCCAUGGCCAACUAAGGCCUGACAAAAAUUACAGUUUUCCCCUGAACAGUUUGGUGUGUUCUUACAACCCCACAAAGGAUGUGCUGGUACCAGACUAUAACCUGAGUAGUUUGACUGCUUGUAACUGGUGUCAUAGUAACUUAGUGCGUCGUGUCAGAGAAGAUGGAUCUGUUUCAUAUUUGGACGGAGACAGAACUAAUACUAGGUCUACAGGUGGCAAAUGUGGCUGUGGAUUCAAGCACUAUUGGGAAGGUAAAGAAUACGAUAAUCUCCCUGAAGCUUUUCCUAUUACUCUAGAGUGGGGUGGAAGAGUGGUGAGAGAGACAGUCUACUGGUUCCAGUAUGAAAGUGACACAUCUCUGAACAGCAAUGUGUAUGAUGUUGCCAUGAAACUUGUUACCAAGCACUUCCCUGGUGAAUUUGGUAGUGAGAUUCUUGUUCAGAAGGUUGUCAACACGAUAUUGCAUCAAACUGCCAAAAAGAACCCUGAUGAUUAUACCCCUGUAAAUAUCGAUGGUGCUCAUGCCCAAAGAGCUGAUGAUGUACAGCAAGGACAAGAGUUAGAGUCACAACUUCCAACCAAAAUUAUUUUGACUGGACAGAAGACAAAAACUUUGCACAAGGAGGAGUUGAAUAUGAGCAAAGCCGAAAGAACUAUUCAGCAGAACAUUGCAGACCAGGCUUCUGUAAUGCAAAAACGGAAAAGUGAGAAAUUGAAACAAGAGCAUAAAGGGCAACCUAGGACUGCUUCUCCUGGGGCUGUUCGUGAGGGGCCAUCAUCUGCACCUGCUACACCAACAAAGACCCCAUACUCUCCAACAUCUACAAAAGAAAAGAAAAUUCGAAUAACCACAAAUGAUGGGAGGCAGUCAAUGCUUACCCUAAAGUGCACUACCACCUUCUUGGAACUACAGGAAAGCAUAGCGAGAGAAUUCAAUAUUCCUCCGUAUUUGCAAUGUAUUCGCUAUGGCUUUCCUCCUAAAGAGCUUCAGCCUCCCAAAGAAGGCAUGGAAAAUGAGCCCGUUCCUUUGCAGCAUGGUGACAGGAUUGCGAUAGAAAUCCUGAAAGGUAAGGAGGAAGGCAGGCAGUCUGCUUCAGCACCCUCUGCCCGUGCCGCGAAGCAUGAAGACGUUGCUGUGACUAGUAAAAUCUCAUCAAAGGAACUGCAAGAGCAAGUCGAUAAGGAGAUGUAUUCUCUCUGUCUUCUAGCAACAUUAAUGGGAGAAGAUGUUUGGUCUUAUGCAAAGGGGCUUCCUCAAUUGUUUCAGCAAGGUGGAGUAUUCUACAGCAUAAUGAAGAAAACCACAGGUUUGGCUGAUGGCAAGCACUGUACUUUUCCACAUCUGCCUGGUAAAAACUUUGUGUACAAUGCAGCAGAAGACAGAUUAGAGUUGUGUGUGGAUGCUGCUGGGCACUUUCCUAUUGGUCCUGACGUUGAAGAGUUGGUUAAAGAGGCCUUAAGUCAAGUGCGAGCAGAAGCUACUUCAAGAAGCAGGGAAGCAAGUCCUUCACACGGAAUGCUGAAGCUGGGUAGUGGUGGAGUAGUGAAAAAGAAAUCUGACCAACUACAUAACAUAACUGCAUUUCAAGGAAAGGGCCAUUCACUAGGAACUGCAUCUAGUAGUCAACAACAUGAUCAAAGAGCCAGGGAAACACCACUUUUAAGAAAGCAUAGCACAGAAACGGACUUCAGUCCUUCUAAAAUUGAGCCUUCUGUAUUCACAGCUGCCUCUGGUAACAGUGAGCUUAUCCGAAUUGCGCCGGGAGUUGUGACAAUGAGAGACAGCAGGCAGCUUGACCCCACUUUGAUUGAGGCACAGAGAAAAAAGUUGCAGGAAAUGGUCUCUUCUAUUCAGGCUUCAAUGGAUAGACAUUUGCGGGAUCAGAAUACAGAGCAGUCAGCAUCAGUUGAUCUAUCUCCAAGAAAAGCAGAGGCAGUGAGUUCAACUGCUAAAACUGGGAGCUUUCAGGCUGGCUUGCCCGAAUCGUUUUCUGCACCAGGUGGUACUGAACACUUGAAUACCGAAUCAACUGAUGGUAGUGUGGUGAAUUCUGUGGGCACAGCAUUUCCUGCAAGGUCUAAAGCACAAAAGGGAAAUUCUGUUGAGGAGCUUGAGGAGAUGGAUAGUCAAGAUGCAGGAAUCACUAAUACAACUGAGCCAAUGGAUCACUCUUGAUAGGUUAAAAUCUAAUAAGGGUAGAAGAAAUUACUGUUCAAAUGUUUAUUGGCUGGGCCACACAAAGUGAUUAGUUAUUAAAUCUUGUAUGUAUGUCAAAGAUUAUAUCAUCUUAUUCAGUGCAUGAUAAGCGUGUGAUUGGCAAUAGCUUUCAAUAUUACCAUACUGCUGCCCAGGCUGGCUCUGUUACCUGUAAAUUAGUUAUUAGGAAAUGCACUGAGAUGAAUAUCUGCUGUAAAUGUGGGUUCUUGAAAAUUCUUUGUAAUUUUUAAUUCCUUAAAAGUCUUAUAAUUUAAGCCCAUGCAAAGUUCUUACCAUGCUAGUUUAAGGUUACUGGAAAGGCUAGAACAGGCAAAACUAGAAACAAGACAAAGUUAAUCCUGUCCCAGGUACUUAAUUCCACUCAAAAAAUACACUAUAAACAUGAAUUAUACAUAAAUUUCAAAAAGCAACUGAAACUAAACUUCUGCUAAAUUUGAUAACGCAGCAUAUACAAUGCUUUAAUUAUGUUGUGCUGGCACUUCCUCCGAUUUAAAAACUUUUUCAUUCAUACAGCUGUAUACGCUUGUCAGAAAUCUUGGAAUAAGUGUAACUUUAGUAAACUCUCUUAAUUUCUGCAUAUUGUCAGUUUAAGCAAGUUAGAAAAAAGGCUACUUAGAUAAAGUGAAUGUGGUGUGGUUAUGCAUGGCUGUCUGAGCCAACACAACCAUUUUGGUGCUCUGUUAGUAAGUGAUAGCAUGUUUUUAUUUCCUCCCAAAUACUGAGCUAGUCAGAUGUUGUGCAACUUUUAAUACAAGUACAGGAGAGAAGAAGUUGGCAAUUGCAAGAAACAACAAAUGUUCAAUGGCAAAUCCAUUUCUUUUAAGACUUUGAUUACUAGCAUUGGUUAGUAAUGGCAAAAA
Molecule: messenger RNA, 4547 nt
Organism: Charadrius vociferus (killdeer)
Lineage: Eukaryota; Metazoa; Chordata; Aves; Charadriiformes; Charadriidae
Gene: VCPIP1
Product: valosin containing protein (p97)/p47 complex interacting protein 1
Exons: 4
Coding region: 1-3645 (1214 amino acids)
Biological process (GO): endoplasmic reticulum membrane fusion; protein K11-linked deubiquitination; protein K48-linked deubiquitination
Molecular function (GO): cysteine-type deubiquitinase activity
Source: RefSeq, a predicted model, not a curated record